Molecule: messenger RNA, 636 nt
Organism: Sorghum bicolor (sorghum)
Lineage: Eukaryota; Viridiplantae; Streptophyta; Magnoliopsida; Poales; Poaceae
Exons: 1
Coding region: 1-636 (211 amino acids)
Molecular function (GO): protein binding
Source: RefSeq, a predicted model, not a curated record
AUGAGCACGCUGCGCUACAAGUGCGUCGGCGUGACGUGGCAGGGCAGCUUCCACGUCGUGGGGGGCUUCGCGGAGAGCACGCUGACGGCCAGCGACGCCACCCUCCUGGCGCCCGGAGCCACCGUGCUGCAGUCAUCGGCGCUGGAGCGGAGCUCGGCCGAGGUGUUCCACUGCGCGAGGGGCAUGUGGGAGAUCCUCCCGGGGAUGUGGCAGCUCGACGUGCCCCCGAACCAGAUCGUGGCGGUGGCCAACAGGCUGUUCAGCUCCGGCGACUGCCUUAACAGCUGGAAGGGCCAUGUCGAGGUCUACGACGGCGAGCUCAACAUCUGGAGCAUCUUGGACCACUCCGCCCUGCCUGACCUGUCGCUGCUCGCCAGCCUCCCGUCUUCAGCCCAGCGGCUCUACCUCACCAUGGCCGCCGUCGGCACGCAGCUCUACUUCCUCGCCGGGUACCAGGUGCCGUCGAGCGAUGACAGCUUCAGAACAGUCUCGCUGGUGCACAGCUUCGACACCAGCGCUGCACCUGGGCUGGUGCCCGCGUGGAGCAGCUUCCGGCCCGAGAUGAGUCAGGAGGACGCCGAGGACGGCGGCAAGGAGCUCUUCAGCCAGUGCUGCUCGGUGCAGCUCUCCAGCUAA